UGACAGUCUGCAGGUGCGGGUGAUGAUGAUGGUGUGAGGAUCCGCCGGUCGAACCGAUUCACCGGACAGACUUGUGAAUACUAGGUAAUAAACAGACUGUCAUCUUGACAUAAUAUGACGGAGUUUCAUCGCAGAUCCUCAGCCGGUACCGGAGGCUCUCCGCCCGGGAUCAGCCGCUCCAGCGCCGCGGGUGGAGGUGGAGGAAAAGGCGGAUUAUCUCAGCCGGCUGGAUGGCGGUGUCUGCUGUCCUUCACCAUCCUUUCCCUGGCGUGUGUGUGUGGAUUCAUCUCCAGGCUGUUCGCGGUGAUCCGCUUCGAGAGCCUCAUUCAUGAGUUUGAUCCGUGGUUUAAUUACAGAUCCACCCAUCAUCUGACCACCAAUGGUUUCUACGAGUUCCUCAACUGGUUUGAUGAGAGAGCCUGGUAUCCUCUGGGUCGAAUCGUUGGAGGAACGGUCUAUCCUGGUCUGAUGGUGACUGCAGGUCUGAUUCACUACAUCUUGAACCUCGUCCAUCUGACCGUCCACAUCCGGGAUGUCUGCGUGUUCCUGGCACCCGUCUUCAGUGCUCUGACGGCCGUCGCCACCUUCUUGCUGACGCGGGAGCUGUGGAGUCAGGGGGCGGGGCUUCUGUCCGCCUGCUUCAUGGCCGUCGUGCCCGGAUACAUCUCACGCUCGGUGGCCGGAUCCUUUGAUAAUGAGGCCGUCGCCAUAUUCGCCCUGCAGUUCACCUACUUCCUGUGGGUGAAGUCGAUCAAAACUGGAUCAGUGUUCUGGACUGUGGGAUGUUGCCUCUCUUAUUUCUAUAUGGUGUCGGCGUGGGGCGGUUACGUCUUCAUCAUUAAUCUGAUUCCUCUUCACGUGUUCGUUCUGCUGUUGAUGCGCCGCUUCAGUAAGAGAGUUUACAUCGCGUACAGCACGUUCUACAUCAUUGGUCUGAUUCUGUCUAUGCAGAUUCCUUUUGUUGGGUUUCAGCCAAUCAGAACCAGCGAACACAUGGCAGCGGCUGGUGUGUUCAUGCUCGUGCAGCUCUACUCUUUCCUGCAGUUCCUGCAAGACAGACUGACGCGGCAGGACAAACAGACUCUGUUUUCUGUCUGCGUUUGUGUCGCUGCGCUGCUGCUGUUUGUGUGUGUCGUGUACCUCAGCUGCAUCGGUUGGAUCGCUCCGUGGAGCGGACGCUUUUAUUCACUCUGGGACACGGGCUAUGCUAAGAUUCAUAUUCCGAUCAUCGCGUCCGUAUCAGAGCAUCAGCCGACCACCUGGGUUUCCUUCUUCUUUGAUCUUCACAUCCUGGUCUGCACCUUCCCAGCAGGCCUGUGGUUCUGCAUCAGAAACAUCAACGCCGAGCGCGUGUUCGUGGUUCUGUAUGGCAUCAGCGCGGUGUAUUUCGCCGGUGUGAUGGUGCGGCUGAUGCUGACUCUGACGCCUGUGGUGUGCGUUCUGUCGGCCGUGUGUUUCUCCAGUGUGUUUGAACGCUAUCUGAGCGACGAGCUCAAGCAGGACGAUCCUCCGGCUGAAGACGCCGUUGACGAGGAUGACAGGAGGAACUCUGGGAGUCUCUAUGAUAAGUGGCUCAUCCGUCCUCCUGUGUGUUUCAGCUCGCGCCGCAUCCUGGAUGAUUUCAGAGAGGCGUACUAUUGGUUGCGGCUCAACACCGACCAACACGCGCGCGUUAUGAGCUGGUGGGAUUAUGGGUAUCAGAUUGCAGGCAUGGCCAACAGAACCACGCUAGUGGACAACAACACCUGGAACAACAGCCACAUCGCACUGGUGGGCAAAGCCAUGGCGUCCAAUGAGAGUGUGGCGUAUGACAUCAUGAGGCUGCUGGACGUGGACUAUGUGCUGAUCAUCUUCGGAGGGGUGAUCGGAUACUCGGGCGACGACAUCAACAAGUUCCUGUGGAUGGUGAGGAUCGCCGAGGGAGAACAUCCCAGAGACGUGCGGGAGAGCGAUUUCUUCACGCCGCUGGGAGAGUUCAGGGUGGAUAAAGCCGCGUCUCCAGCGCUGCUCAACUCGCUGAUGUAUAAGAUGUCCUACCAUCGCUUUGGAGAAAUGCAGCUGGACUUCAGAACUCCUCCAGGAUUCGACCGAACGCGAAACGCCGAGAUCGGAAACAAGGACGUGAGGCUGAGGCACCUGGAGGAAGCGUUUACCUCCGAGCACUGGCUCGUCCGGAUCUAUAAAGUCAAAGAUCUGGACAACCGGCAGCCGCUGGAGCGCAAACCUCGAGUCACCAGCGGCGAUCACAAUCACACACACAAACACACACACUAUCACUCCUCCAGGAAGGGCACCAGGAGGAAACGAGGAUUCAUUAAAAACAAACUUGUUCUGAAGAAAGGCAGAAGAUUGAACCGGAAACUGAAGCGAACUGGACUAGACUGAACAGAACCGGAUCAGUGAAGAUGAAGACUGACUGUUUGAUUUCAGCUGGUGCCCUGAUGCUCUAACGCUGGUUAUUAUCUUUAUAUCACUGCUUCAUCCUUGAAUAUGUGUUAUGUGAUAUGACUGAGAAUGACAGAGUGAAGUCUAACAACAACUUUUUAGACAUUUAAGAUUAAAUCUGAAGGAGGAUGAAGAUAUUAAACCAAAGAGCUCAUGUUCUCCUCAUAUGAAACAGUUACACAAAAAUAUUGGGGCCUAAAAUUUAAGACUUAA
Molecule: messenger RNA, 2658 nt
Organism: Sinocyclocheilus grahami
Lineage: Eukaryota; Metazoa; Chordata; Actinopteri; Cypriniformes; Cyprinidae
Product: dolichyl-diphosphooligosaccharide--protein glycosyltransferase subunit STT3B-like
Exons: 15
Coding region: 115-2385 (756 amino acids)
Biological process (GO): post-translational protein modification
Cellular component (GO): membrane
Molecular function (GO): dolichyl-diphosphooligosaccharide-protein glycotransferase activity
Source: RefSeq, a predicted model, not a curated record